CCCAAACCCAGCAACUUGCGUGAUUUUGCAAGUUGAGAAUUAAUUGAGAGUAGGAGUGAAGUGAUUGGAGCUUAACGAGCAAAUACAGAAGCAUUCUUAAGUCUUGACACAAAGAAACAGAGAAAAAAGAAAGUUGAAAAAAAUAUGGGUUCUCUGUUUGCCUUGGUGUUUUUGGUAACCUUUCUUUCAGCAUCAUCACUGGAGUUUAAUUUACCCAGCAUCGGACAACCAGAAACUGGCAUGAUAAACGUUACACUAGAUGCUUACAUUUCAAACCAAGGAAUUAAGCUCACUCCAGAAGAGCGUAGAACCGCCCAAGCUGGAAAAUCUGGCCGAGCUACAUAUCUUGAACCCCUUCAUUUAUGGGACAAAUCCUCUGGUUUGGUGACCAACUUCUCCACAAAUUUCUCCUUUCUUAUAUUAGCAGACAGCCCUGAUGGCUUUGCGGAUGGGUUGACCUUCUUCCUAACUCCCGUAGGCUCAAGAAUCCUGGAAACUAAUGCUUCAUACUCGGGUGGGGGUUCCUUAGGCCUCGGGAACAGGACCUCAACUGAGAAUGUUCCUCUUGUUGCGAUUGAAUUUGAUACCUGGAAAAAUGUUUGGGAUGUUCAAGACGGUCCACACGUGGGGAUUGAUAUCAAUUCGUUUGUGUCGGUUACCAGCAUUCCGUGGGCGAAUAAUAUGACCCAAGACAAUGUGAAUACUGCUUGGAUUACUUAUGAUUCUGUGGCCAUGAAUCUCACAGUUUCAUUCACUGGUGUCCAGAAUAAUUUGGUGUCUAUAGACAGCCUCAGUUAUGUGAUAGAUCUGAGGGAAUACUUGCCAGAAUGGGUCACUUUUGGCUUCUCAGGAGCAACAGGAAGAUACUUUGAAACACAUAAUAUCAAAUCUUGGGGAUUUUACUCAAGCUUACCAGAGAGCAUGAACCUGGAGCCAGCAAGUAGCCCAAGUCCCGAAGAUGCUGAACCACCACCGACUCCAGUUGUCCAGGAACGUCGAAUUGCAGGUGUGAAUUCGGGCAAACUAAACAAGAACAUAGAGAUCGGAAUGAUUGCUAGUCUGGUAGCAUUGAUCUUUUUGCUGGCCCUGCUUGGAUAUGAAUAUUGGAAGAAGAGGACUAAGGAAGCUAAACCUGCAGAGCUUGAGCUGGAUAUCACCAUGGACACUGAAUUCGAGAAGGGGUCAGGGGCAAGGAAGUUUUCCUAUAGCGAAUUGACAAGGGCAACUAAAAGCUUUUCAGAGGACGAGAAGCUGGGAGAGGGAGGAUUCGGCAGCGUAUACAGAGGUUUUUUGAAGGACAUGAACUCUUUUGUUGCCGUAAAAAGAGUGUCAAGGGAUUCCAAUCAAGGACUCAAGGAGUAUGCAUCCGAGGUGACAAUCAUCAAUCGAUUGAGGCAUCGAAACCUAGUGCAACUCAUUGGUUGGUGCCAUGAAAAAGGAAAUCUCCUCCUUGUUUACGAAUUUAUGCCUAAUGGCAGCUUAGACUGUCAUCUAUUCAAAGACAGAACAUUGCUCUCUUGGGAAACUAGAUACAAGAUCGCCCUCGGCUUGGCCUCGGCUUUGCUCUAUCUACACGAAGAAUGGGAGCAAUGUAUUGUCCACAGAGAUAUAAAAUCAAGCAACAUCAUGUUGGAUUCAAGUUUCAAUGCUAAGCUUGGAGACUUUGGCUUAGCCAGACUUGUCGAUCACGAAAAAACCUCACAAACGAUGACCCUCGCAGGAACUCUGGGAUACAUGGCUCCUGAAUGUGCAACUACAGGCAAGGCUAGCAAGGAAUCAGAUGUUUACAGCUUUGGAAUAGUCGCACUGGAAAUAGCAUGUGGAAGAAAGGCAGUUGACUUCAACGCCCCGGCGAAUCAAGGUAUAUUAGUGCAGUGGAUUUGGGAGCUUUAUGGAAAGGGAGAACUACUUGAAGGAGCAGAUCCAAAACUUGGAUCUGAUUUUGUUGAGGAACAAAUGGAACGUCUGAUGACAGUUGGUCUGUGUUGUGCACAUCCUGAUAGCGCAAGCCGGCCGUCAAUUAGACAAGUAAUUCAUCUUCUGAAUUCUGAAUCUCAUUUGCCAAAUCUCCCACCAAAGAUGCCAAUUCCAACAUAUGCAAGCCCAGCUUUUGCCAUGUACAGCCCUUCAUUUUUCCACACUCGCAAUGACGGCACCGAUGAUGACAGUUAUGCACUCCAAUCAUCAAAUCCUAGCAGCAACGUGGCUUCGUCGUCGGGUCUCACCGCAUCAACUAAAUCUGCUGUUUCUUCUGCAUCAAAUCCGCGCAUAUAAUCCGUGUGCCUUUUCCAUGAACUGCAGUUAGAAGUGCUUCUAUGUUUCACUUACAAGAAUGCUUGAUUUUACUUCACUUACAUAAGUGUGACAAUUGAAUUGUUAUCUCGUGCUGUAAAUAUUGUUGCUGUAACUUUUAAGCAUUUUAGUCAAUAUUUAUUUAGUAAAUAUGGAAAUCAACCAAAAUACAGAAAUCAACCAAGAUUGAUAAUUUGGUCUCUAGAGCUUUGACAAUAUAAUAAGACUGCUGCAAACCUGAGUGAAACAUCUAAUCAG
Oldenlandia corymbosa var. corymbosa is the source of this 2550-nucleotide messenger RNA. Lineage: Eukaryota; Viridiplantae; Streptophyta; Magnoliopsida; Gentianales; Rubiaceae. The record is from the annotation of a GenBank genome assembly.